CAUCUUUAAAUUUUUAAUUGAGGUCCCUGAUACGCAAUAAAUUGCAUGAUGAUUUCUACGUUUUUCACAUUCAAGCAUUUUAAAUCGCCGUUCAAAACUGUCAUGACUAUAUAUUCGACUCUCUUUUCUUCAAACGCAUUUUUUCCUUCGAGAUUACUUUUUCAUCUUUUAACAUGGCACCCAUCACUACUACUACAUUUGACCCCAAGGAAGUCACCGUUGUGUUUGUUCUCGGUGGUCCCGGUGCUGGUAAGGGUACUCAAUGUGGAAACAUUAAGCGCGAUUACGACUUUGUCCAUCUCUCUGCUGGAGAUUUGUUACGUGAUGAACAAAAGCGUGAAGGUUCCAAGUAUGGAGAAUUGAUUCAAUCUUACAUUCGUGAUGGAUUGAUCGUUCCUAUGGAAGUUACUAUUGCAUUAUUGGAAGCCGCUAUGAAGGAAUCUAUUGAACAAGGUAAUAAGGGACGUUUUUUGAUUGAUGGUUUUCCUCGUAAGAUGGAUCAAGCCAUCAAGUUUGAAGAAUCUGUGGUAGAGUCAAAGUUCGUUUUAUACUUUACCUGUUCCGAAGAGACUCUUUUGGAUCGUUUAUUGAAGCGUGGUGAGAGUUCUGGUAGAAUUGAUGAUAACAUCGAGUCCAUCAAGAAGAGAUUCCAAGUUUUUAAGGAAACAAGUUAUCCUGUCAUUGAAGCUUUUGAAGCUAAAAAUAAAGUGCGCCAGAUUAACUCUGACAAGCCCAUUGAAGACGUUUACGAUGAUGUUAAGAAGAUCUUUGAUGAAGCUCUUUUGUAGACUAUGUUUAUAUGAAAUAAAAUAUUAAAAUUAAGCAAAUGA
Messenger RNA from Mucor mucedo, 830 nucleotides. RefSeq names its product adenylate kinase-domain-containing protein. Gene Ontology annotation, biological process: CDP biosynthetic process; 'de novo' pyrimidine nucleobase biosynthetic process; UDP biosynthetic process. NCBI's taxonomy places the organism in Eukaryota, Fungi, Mucoromycota, Mucoromycetes, Mucorales, Mucoraceae. Gene Ontology annotation, cellular component: cytoplasm; nucleus. Bases 174 to 788 code for a protein of 204 amino acids. The transcript is spliced from 4 exons. The record is from RefSeq and is a predicted model, not a curated record. Gene Ontology annotation, molecular function: UMP kinase activity; ATP binding.